Messenger RNA from Ctenopharyngodon idella (grass carp), 2013 nucleotides. It is a transcript of the gene gabrr2b, whose product is annotated as gamma-aminobutyric acid type A receptor subunit rho2b. Gene Ontology annotation, cellular component: GABA-A receptor complex; neuron projection; synapse. The coding region runs from base 216 to 1613 and encodes 465 amino acids. Gene Ontology annotation, biological process: signal transduction; regulation of membrane potential; chemical synaptic transmission. NCBI's taxonomy places the organism in Eukaryota, Metazoa, Chordata, Actinopteri, Cypriniformes, Xenocyprididae. The record is from RefSeq and is a predicted model, not a curated record. The transcript has 9 exons. Gene Ontology annotation, molecular function: extracellular ligand-gated monoatomic ion channel activity; GABA-A receptor activity; neurotransmitter receptor activity.
ACGCCGACAGUUCAGCUGCAGUAUGUGCGGAGUGGUGAACGACUCGAUGUAUCGAUUGAAUCGCGAUGCGCGGGGCCAAUCAGAGCGCGCGUUCAGCUCCAGCGUUCAGCAGCGCAACGCAGAGCUAACUUCAUUCUGUAUGAACAGCUGCUGACUGGAAGAUGGUGAGACGAGAUGCUCUCCAGUGUGGGUGACUGUCAAAUUUUUCCUUCACAAUGUCUCACUUUAUAGAAGUUGGCUUUCUUCUGUUGUACGUGAGUAUAUGCUGUCAGUGCGGGAAGAUGAAGCACGGCAUCAGGAGAACAUCAGUACAACAUCACAAACUCGGAAAUCCACUUUUCAAGAAGGUGUUGGAUGAAACUAAGACACAUCAGGUGAAAACGGACCAUCUGCUGCGUGUUGAUGAUCAUGACUUCACUAUGAGACCAGCAUUUGCAGGUCCAGCAGUACCAGUGGGUGUGGAUGUACAGGUAGAGAGUUUGGACAGCAUCUCAGAAGUAGAUAUGGACUUCACCAUGACCCUGUACCUGAGACACUACUGGAAGGACGAACGAUUGUCUUUUCCCAGUAAAACCAAUAAAAGCAUGACUUUUGAUGGUCGAUUGGUGAAAAAAAUCUGGGUUCCUGACGUGUUCUUUGUGCAUUCCAAACGAUCCUUCAUCCAUGACACCACCACGGAGAACAUCAUGAUCAGGGUCUACCCUGAUGGACACGUGCUCUACAGCCUCAGGGUGACUGUAACUUCAGCAUGUAACAUGGACUUCAGUCGGUUCCCGCUGGACACGCAGACCUGCACGUUAGAGCUGGAGAGCUAUGCUUACACUGAUGAAGACCUGAUGCUGUACUGGAAGAGUGGAGAUGAAUCACUGAGCACAGAUGACAAGAUCUCUCUGUCUCAGUUCCUCAUUCAGAAGUUUCACACCACCUCCAGACUGGCUUUCUACAGCAGCACAGGUUGGUACAAUCGUCUUUACAUCAACUUCACUCUGCGUCGUCAUAUCUUCUUCUUCCUGCUUCAGACGUACUUUCCCGCCACUCUGAUGGUCAUGCUGUCAUGGGUGUCCUUCUGGAUCGACCGACGAGCUGUUCCUGCCAGAGUUUCGUUAGGCAUUACGACAGUGCUCACCACGUCCACCAUCAUCACUGGAGUGAACGCCUCCAUGCCCAGAGUCUCCUACAUCAAAGCCGUGGACAUUUACCUGUGGGUCAGCUUCGUAUUUGUCUUUUUAUCGGUACUUGAGUAUGCUGCCGUAAACUACUUGACCACAGUGCAUGAUGGGACAGAUCGCAAGUUAAGAGAGAAGCCUUUACCCUGCACAUGUGACAUAUCUCACACAAGGACUAUGAUGCUUGAUGACGCGUACUGUAAGCCCGAUGUCAAUGGCCUGGCAGGAUAUACCCAGGCUCCUGUCUCCUCUGAGGAGACUGCAGAUAAACAGGACCACAUGGUAGUGUGCCUGUCUUUGGCAAAUGAGGCCACAGCAGCCAAAAAGAAGACUGUCCGUAGCUUCCGUAUUAUCCAAAACACUCAUGUCAUUGAUGCCUACUCUCGCAUGAUAUUCCCUGGAGCCUUUAUAUUCUUCAAUCUCAUCUAUUGGUCUGUGUACUGCUGAGUUGCCUUGCAAAGGGAUUGUGGUUGUAGCAUAUUAUAUAUUAACAAAAGUAAAAGAAAAUUGGUCUUUGUUAUUGAUUGAAAGUAAGAGACAACAUGACGUGAUGCAGGCUGGAUUCAAAUCCAGCACAAGUGUCGUGUUAUUGAUGUUAAGAACGUGCUGAAGGCAUGUACUACCUGCUAGCAGAUGUAGGUACAAUAGGGCCAAAGUUUUCAGAGCCACAGCACCAUAUGUGACAGCAGUGCCGGCUGUUAGGAAGUUAGGGCAGAGCUGAUGAUUGCCUAACCCGGGGCCACCACUUACCCUACCUUCACUAGAACUGUAAGCUUCCCUCUAGCAAAUGGCUAACCCGCCCCCACCACUAACCCUUAUAGCCUCAUUAAGGUUACACUCUAAAAAA